AUGGGUUUCCUCACCAAUCCUCCAGACCGUAAUCUCGACCAAGCUGGCCUUGCCGCUGGUCAUGGUCAACCCGCACCCUCAACAAAGAACCAACUCACCGAUGCGAGAAAGGUUUCCAACGAAGAGAGCGGCACCGAUGUCGACGAGUCCGAUGCGAUCCUAUUAGCCAUGGGCUACAAGCCUGAGAUGGCACGUAACCGAUCGACUCUCCAAGUGGCCUUCAUGUCAUUCGUCCUCGCCUCUAUUCCUUACGGUCUCGCAACAACCUUCUACUACCCUCUUGUCGGCGGCGGUCCUGCCAACAUCAUCUGGGGUUGGAUCAUGGUCUCCCUUAUCAUUGUCUGUGUCGCUGCCAGUCUGGGUGAGAUCACCUCAGUCUACCCGACUGCUGGUGGUGUAUACUACCAGACUUUCAUGUUGGCACCCGCAAAGUACAAGAGAAUUUUGUCAUGGAUUUGCGGAUGGGCAUAUGUCGUUGGAAACAUCACUAUUACCCUCGCUGUCAACUUCGGUUCAGCACUGUUCAUCAUCUCCUGCGUCAACGUUUUCGAGAAGUCGCCUGGUGUUGGCAUCUGGGAAGCCAGCGCGUGGGAGACCUGGUUGGUCUUCGUCGCUAUCACCCUCUUCUGUAACGCCGUUUCUUCUCUCGGAAACAGAUGGCUGGCUUUGGUUGACACUUUCGCCAUUUUCUGGACUCUCGCAGGUGUCGUUGCCAUUCUUAUCGUCACCCUGGUCAUGGCCAAGGGCGGUAGACGCUCUGGCGAGUUUGUCUUCACUCAUUUCGAGCCCCAGUCAGGAUGGACUCCUGGAUGGUCGUUCUGUGUCGGUCUCCUGCAAGCAGCUUAUGCCACCUCGUCGACUGGUAUGAUCAUUUCCAUGUGUGAAGAGGUUCAAGAGCCUUCAACUCAGGUCCCCAAGGCCAUGGUCGCAACCAUCCUUAUCAACCUUGGCGCUGGUUUGAUGUUCUUGCUCCCUCUUCUCUUUGUCAUCCCUGACCUUGCAACUCUCGCUGCCCUCGCAUCCGGACAGCCCGUCCCUACCAUCAUCGCCACUGCUGUCGGUUCGCCCGGUGGUGCUAUCGGCCUGUUGAUCCCUCUGAUGGUUCUCGGUCUUAUCUGCGGUAUUGGUUGCACCACCGCCGCAUCUCGUUGCGUCUGGGCUUUCUCUCGUGACGGUGCCAUUCCUGGAAGCAAGUGGUGGAAGCAAGUCAACAACACCACUGCUCUCGAGGGUGUGCCACUCAACGCCAUGAUGCUCAGCAUGGUUGUGCAAAUCCUGCUCGCUGUCAUCUACUUCGGAUCCGUCGCUGCCUACAAUGCCUUCUCCGGUGUUGGUGUCAUCUGUCUGACUGUCUCGUACGCCAUUCCCAUUGCCACCAACCUCUUCACUGGUCGCAAGCACGUCAAGGGAGCCGACUUCUCGCUCGGACCUCUUGGUCUUUUCUGCAACAUUGUCGCUCUUGCCUGGAGUUGUCUUGCUGUGCCAUUGUUCUGCAUGCCCACCACCAUUCCCGUCACUGCAACCCUCAUGAACUACGCAUCAGUAGUCUUUGCUGCCUUCAUCAUCAUUGCAGGUGUGUGGUACGUUGUUUGGGGCCAGAAGAACUACCAAGGACCUCCAACACACGAGGACACCAUCCUCGAGGCAAGAGGCAGUAUUUCGGAGGCAAGGAGGCAUUCAAAGGUCGCUUAG
This is a messenger RNA of Aureobasidium pullulans EXF-150, 1692 nucleotides long. Its product is annotated as amino acid permease. Bases 1 to 1692 code for a protein of 563 amino acids. Gene Ontology annotation, biological process: amino acid transport; transmembrane transport. Gene Ontology annotation, cellular component: membrane. NCBI's taxonomy places the organism in Eukaryota, Fungi, Ascomycota, Dothideomycetes, Dothideales, Saccotheciaceae. The record is from RefSeq and is a predicted model, not a curated record. The transcript has 2 exons. Gene Ontology annotation, molecular function: transmembrane transporter activity.